AAGAGAAAGAAGAAGGGAAAUUUGAGAGGGAAAGGGAAGGAAAAUAAUAAUAAUAAUAAGUGAAAAAUUUAUUUCCAUUUCGUUUGCAGGUUCGUUUGUUGCCGAAGGGGGUUUAAGGUCCACACCAUUGUGCUGUGCUAUUCACGUGACCUCCUUCACCCUUCUUCCUCUUCUUCAUUUCAACUAAGAAACUCCAGCUGUUAUGGAGAUAGAGAGAGUUGCUGCAUUCUUAGAGAUACAAGUAUAGGAGUGUGCAAAACUUGUUUAGGGCAGCGCGGAAGGUAUUUGAGAUCUUGUGGUAACGGCAUUUUGUUGCAAUUCUUCAAGAAAUCGUUAAUGGUUUCGUCGGCAUUGUUUCCCGAGGGAGGAAUCUAGGGUUUCAAUUACGUCGGCGUCGGAUCUAAAUCUGAUCAUUUCUUUCUCCUCGAUAAUGGCUGCUCAAGUCAAUUCAAUGGUUGGAUCUUUUGUUUGGGUGGAGGAUCCUGAGGAAGCUUGGGUGGAUGGGGAAGUUGUGGAAGUUAAUGGUGAAGAAAUUACAGUAAUCUGUGAAUCAAGGAAGGUGGUUGUUGCUAAAGCAUCUAACGUUUUUCCAAAGGAUCCUGAAUUUCCUCCAUGUGGCGUGGAUGAUAUGACCAAGCUGGCAUAUUUGCAUGAACCAGGGGUUUUGCAGAAUCUUAGAUGUAGAUAUGAUAUAAAUGAAAUAUAUACUUACACAGGAAAUAUAUUGAUUGCUGUGAACCCUUUCCGAAGACUUCCUCAUUUAUAUGAUAAUCAUAUGAUGGAACAGUAUAAAGGGGCAACCAUUGGUGAGUUGAGCCCGCAUCCUUUUGCCGUGGCAGAUUCAGCAUACAGACAGAUGAUUAAUGAAGGAAUAAGCCAGUCAAUUUUAGUUAGUGGGGAAAGUGGAGCUGGUAAAACAGAGAGUACAAAAAUGCUCAUGCGUUAUUUGGCCUACAUGGGAGGGAGGGCUGCAGCUGAGGGACGGUCUGUGGAGCAGCAAGUUUUAGAGUCCAAUCCUGUUCUGGAAGCAUUUGGUAAUGCAAAGACACUGAGAAAUAAUAAUUCAAGCCGUUUUGGUAAGUUUGUGGAGAUUCAGUUUGAUCAAAGAGGGAGGAUUUCAGGAGCUGCUAUUAGAACUUAUUUACUGGAACGCUCCCGUGUUUGCCAAGUGUCUGACGCUGAGAGAAACUAUCAUUGUUUUUACAUGCUCUGUGCUGCGCCAGAAGAGGUUAUAGAGAAGUACAAAUUGGGAAAUCCUAGAACAUUUCAUUAUCUUAAUCAAUCAAAUUUCUAUGAGCUGGAUGGAGUGAACGAGUCCGAGGAAUAUCUGAUGACCAGAAGAGCUAUGGAUAUUGUUGGGAUAAAUGCUAAUGAACAGGAUGCAAUAUUCCGAGUUGUGGCUGCAAUACUACAUCUAGGCAAUGUGGAGUUUGCCAAGGGAAAUGAGAUAGAUUCUUCUGAACCUAAGGAUGAUAAGUCUCAGUUUCAUCUCAAGACAGCAGCUGAACUUUUGAUGUGCAAUGAGAAGUCUCUUGAAAACUCAUUAUGCAAACGUGUGAUAGUGACUCGUGAUGAGAGCAUAACAAAAUGGCUCGAUCCAGAUGCUGCAACUGUCAAUAGAGAUACUUUGGCCAAAAUUGUUUAUUCGAGAUUAUUUGACUGGAUUGUAAGCACAAUAAACAACUCUAUUGGUCAAGAUCCUAAUUCCAAAUCUUUAAUUGGAGUUCUGGAUAUAUAUGGAUUUGAGAGUUUCAAGACAAACAGUUUUGAGCAAUUUUGUAUAAACUUGACCAAUGAAAAGCUGCAGCAACACUUCAACCAGCAUGUCUUCAAGGCGGAGCAAGAAGAAUAUACAAAGGAAGAAAUUGAUUGGAGUUACAUAGAAUUCAUUGAUAACCAGGAUAUUCUUGAUCUGAUUGAAAAGAAACCUGGCGGCAUCAUUGCUCUGCUUGACGAAGCUUGUAUGUUUCCUAGAUCAACACAUGAAACAUUUGCAGAAAAGCUUUAUCAGACUUUCAAAGACCACAAACGUUUUAACAAACCUAAGUUAGCUCGCAGUGACUUCACCAUUUGUCAUUAUGCUGGAGAUGUGACAUAUCAAACUGAACAUUUUCUGGAUAAGAACAAGGAUUAUGUUGUUGCAGAGCAUCAAGCUCUUCUCAGUGAGUCCAAGUGCUCCUUUGUUUCAGGCCUGUUCCCACCAUUGCCUGAGGAAUCUGCCAAAUCAUCAAAGUUCUCAUCAAUAGGUUCUAGGUGCAAGCAACAACUACAAGCAUUGCUUGAAACACUGAGUGCUACUGAGCCACAUUACAUUCGUUGUGUAAAACCGAAUAAUGCUCUAAAGCCAUCCAUCUUUGAGAAUAAUAAUGUUUUACAACAGCUGUGUUGUGGGGGAGUGAUGGAAGCAAUUAGGAUUAGCUGUGCUGGAUAUCCCACCAGGAAGACUUUUGAUGAAUUUGUUCGUCGUUUUGCCAUUCUGGCACCAGAUGUGCUGCAUGGCAGCUGCGAUGAGGUUAGUGCUUGCAAGAUGCUUCUAGAGAAGGUGAACCUCAAAGGUUAUCAGAUUGGGAAAACAAAAGUUUUUCUUAGAGCUGGUCAGAUGGCGGAGCUAGAUGCUCAUCGAAGUGAGCUGUUAGGAAGAUCAGCAAGCAUCAUCCAGAUGAAAGUUCGUUCGUAUUUUUGUCGCAAAAGCUUUAUCUUAUUGCGGCGGUCUGCCAUUCAUAUCCAAACUUUGUGUAGAGCUGAAGUAGCACGCAAUAGGUUUGAAUGCCUGAGAAGAGAAACGGCUUGUUUGAAAAUCCAGAAAUAUUCUCGCAGGUACCUUGCAAGUAAAGGAUACAAAAAUUUGUGCUUCUCAGCUGUCUCCAUUCAGUCAUGCAUGCGUGGAAUGGCUGCUCGUAAUGAGCUUUGUUUCAGGAAGCAGAUGAGAGCUGUGAUUGUCAUCCAGAGUCAAUGCCGAAAACAUUCAGCUCAACUUCAUUAUUUGAGGUUAAAACGAGCAGCAAUUGCCACUCAAUGUGCCUGGAGAGGGCGGGUUGCUCGUAAAGAAUUAAGGAAGCUUAAAAUGGCUGCUAAGGAGACUGGUGCUCUCCAAGCUGCAAAAAGUAAACUGGAAAAGGAAGUUGAAGAACUCACCUGGCGUCUGCAGCUGGAGAAACGAAUGAGGGCUGACCUAGAGGAAUCCAAAACACAGGAAAAUGCAAAAUUACGCACAGCAUUGCAAGAAAUGCAGCUUGAAUUCCAAGAAUCUAAAGCUUUGUUAAUCAAGGAACAAGAGUCUAUAAAGAAAGAAGCUGGACAAGUCCCAACCAUACAGGAAGUCCCAGUUAUUGAUAAUGAACUGGUGAAUAAACUUACUGCUGAAAAUGAAAUGCUCAAGGCUAUGGUAAGCUCACUGGAAAAGAGAAUUGAUGAAACAGAGAAGAAAUAUGAAGAGACAAGUAAGCUUAGUGAAGAGCGUCUGAGGCAGGCUUUGGAUGCAGAGUCAAAGAUAAUUGAGCUGAAAACAGCCAUGCAGAGGCUUGAAGAAAAACUUUCUGACAUGGAAGCUGAGGACCAAGUUCUGCGGCACCAAGCACUGUUUAGUUCAUCUUCAAGAAAAAUGUCAGAACAUUUGGAAAUUACCUCUCAGCAUCUAGAAAAUGGUCAUCAUGCACCACCAACUCCAUCUAAAAGGCUUGGCACAGAUGCUGACAAAAAAAUGAGGAAAUCUCAGAUUGAACGGCUACAUGAGAGUGUAGAUGCUCUAAUAAAAUGCGUGGAGCAAAAUCCUGGGUUUAGUCAAGGAAAACCAGUUGGAGCAUUUACCAUUUACAGAUGCCUUGUCCAGUGGAGAUCGUUUGAAGCAGAAAAAACCAGUGUAUUUGAUCGUCUUAUUCAGAUGAUUGGUUCUGCAAUAGAGAACCAGGAUGACAAUAAUCAAAUGGCAUAUUGGUUAUCAAAUACCUCAAUGCUGCUGUUCUUACUUCAACGUACUUUAAAAGGCAGUGGUGCCAAUUCAAAUCCACCACCUCCAACAUCAUUUUUUGGAAGGAUGGCCCAAGGUUUCCGUUCUUCACCUUCGUCCGCCAAUCUUAGAGUUGGUAAAGAUAUACAGAUGGUUGAGGCUAAGUAUCCAGCUUUGCUUUUUAAACAGCAGUUGACAGCAUAUGUGGAGACAAUAUAUGGCAUUGUUCGGGAUAAUUUUAAAAAGGAUUUAUCACCUCUUCUUUCAUCAUGUAUCCAGGCACCAAGGGCAUCAAGGGGAACUGCUUUAAAAUCAUCUCUGUCAUUUGGCCAUAAUACACCAGCUGAUUCCUGGCGCAGCAUUGUCAAUAGUCUUGAUGGGCUGCUAUGCACAUUGAAAGAAAAUUUUGUGCCUCCAAUUUUUGUGCAGAAGAUAUUUACUCAAAUUUUCUCAUACAUUAAUGUGCAGCUGUUUAAUAGCCUUCUGCUCCGUCGAGAGUGCUGCACAUUCAGCAAUGGGGAAUAUGUGAAGGCUGGGUUAGCUGAAUUAGAAUUAUGGUGUGGCCAGGCAAAAGAAGAGUAUGUAGGAGCAUCCUGGGAUGAACUUAAACACACUAGGCAAGCUGUUGGAUUCUUGGUUAUACACCAGAAAUCAAGAAUUUCCUAUGAUGAAAUUACCAAUGACCUUUGCCCGGUCCUGAGUGUUCAACAGUUAUACAGAGUAUGCACUUUAUACUGGGAUGACGACUACAAUACUCGAAGUGUAUCCCCUGAUGUGAUUUCCAGCAUGAAAAUACUAGCAAACGACUCAAAUGAUGAUGAUAGCAACUCAUUCUUGAUAGAUGACAAUUCAAGCAUUCCUUUCUCAGUUGAUGACUUAUCUGGCUCCUUUCACGAGAAGGAUUUCUCAGAUGUAAAACCUGCAGCGAAUCUUCUGGAGAAUCCAGCCUUCCAAUUUUUACAGGAUUAAGGCUGUGAUUUUUUAGCAUUUUGCCUCUUCAUGAUAUUCUGUCAAGAUAUCCAGUCAUUGCCACACUGUAAAUACUCCCUUCACUAUUGUAGUUUUGUUUUUUCAGUAACAUCUGUUGCCCCAAAUGUAAUGUUAUUCCUUUACAUUAGAGUUGUAAAAAUUUCAUUAGGCUGGUUCUCAUAGUCAAAGGGGCAUGGAUGGGUUUUACUGGUUUCCAUUUAGUUUCUUCUUUUCAUUUUUAUAGGAAUACUUGGGACCAGCAUUCUUUGUAGGGGUGGUAGGAGGGAAGAAAUUUCAGUGUAGGAUGGUGGGAGGUAGCUGAUCCCAAGAUUACUCUAACCACCAUGUUUUAAUUGUACAAAUACAGAACAUGACUUGAUAUCUAUAGUAAAGUUGUUGGGUUAUCAGCACAUUCCUUGUUGACAGAUUUA
Populus euphratica (Euphrates poplar) is the source of this 5346-nucleotide messenger RNA. Its product is annotated as myosin-6-like. The transcript is spliced from 39 exons. Bases 431 to 4915 code for a protein of 1494 amino acids. Gene Ontology annotation, molecular function: microfilament motor activity; ATP binding; actin filament binding. The record is from RefSeq and is a predicted model, not a curated record. Lineage: Eukaryota; Viridiplantae; Streptophyta; Magnoliopsida; Malpighiales; Salicaceae. Gene Ontology annotation, biological process: actin filament organization. Gene Ontology annotation, cellular component: membrane; myosin complex; cytoplasm.